CCGCUCUGGGCCCCGAGUGGGCACUGGGCUAUGGUGAAACUCUUCCUGCGCCUCUGAACACAUCGAUUCUCCGAUCUUUCGACGCGAGCACAGCUAGUUCUGGUCAGAAUCCCAGCGGCUGGUGGCAGCUGGGCCUCGCCGACCGGUGGCUCGCGGAAUCCCUCCGUCUUCCCUCCGAAUUCUCAGCCGGAUCACCGCUUCGGUGGGGCCUGGAUUUCGAUGCCAAUCGCAAGUCGGUGGUUGAAGUUCAAUUUUGAUUCCGGUAUGUGAAUGUUGCAGUGAGGAGGUCCAGUUCUCGGCUUGUUUGUCGACUCGAACAGGUGGAGCGAGGCGAGGCGAGGCGAGGCGAGGCGAGGCGAGGUGAGUUGAGUCGGUGGCUGAAAUGGCAGCCACUCCAGCUCUAUCGAGGGGUGUCGUGUGCUCUCGUUUCUCCGAGCUGUCUGCGAAGACCUUGGUGGCGACCUCCGCGUCGACUUCCUCCGUGCCCUCGUUAUCAGCUCUGUCUCUGCGGUGCCCCGUUCUCAAGAGCUCCGUGGGCGGUGUCAAAGUCGGUUCCAAGCCAUGGGAGAAUUCAUGCAGCCAACUCUUGGCCGUGCAGCUCUCGGGGAGCGGGCAGAGGAGGAGCGCAGGGUCGGUGACUCGAUGCGUACAGACCGAGAAGGCAAUCGUUCAGGGCAGGACCGAGGACGAAGAGGAGGGCCACAUUGUGGACGCAGAGGACGAGGAGGGAAGUGACAACGACGGACGAAUUUCGGAGCCAGAGGACUUCGGCGAGGUGGACACGAUUCUGGCCAGCCGAGUCGUCGAUAGGCAGACUCAGUACCUAAUAAUGUGGAAGGAUGACCAUCCCGACAGCUGGGAACCGGCCGAGAACAUCGCCAAGGACGUGACGGCCGAGUAUGAGACCCCGUGGUGGCAAGCCGCCCGAAAAGUGGACGUCGAUAAGCUCAAGGCCUUGCUCGAUGCCGAAGAAGUGCAACGAGAUGUGAACGCCAUCGAUGAAAAUCAAAGAACAGCACUUCAUUUUGCUGCCGGACUUGGGUCUGAGAAGGUGGUCAAUCUCCUCGUCGAGUACGGAGCAGAUGUGACUUGGCAGGAUAAGGAUGGUUUUUCUGCCCUACAUAUUGCAGCUGGUUACGUGCACACCAGUGUCGUGAAAGCAUUAAUUGCUGCAGGAGCCGAUCCUGAUCUCGAGGAUGACAAAGGACGAUCUCCUCUUUCACUUGCGCAAGAGCUACUGGACAGAACGCCGAAGAAUAACCCACUGCAAUUUGCGAGGAGAAUAGCUCUGGAUCAAGUGGUUAAAGCUUUGGAUGAGGCCAUGUUCGAAACUGUAGAGGUUGAGCAGAUUUUAGAGAAGAGGACAGGGGAUGAUGGUGUGGCAGAGUACUUGGUGAAGUGGAGCGAUGAGUCGGAGGAUAGCUGGGUGCAGGCAUCGGACAUCGGAGAGGAUCUCCUGAAGGAUUUUGAGGAUGGUCUAGAAUAUGGAAUGGUAGACAAGGUUUUGAUGAAGAGAUUGAUCGAUGGCAAAGUCGAGUAUCUCGUGAAGUGGACAGAUGAGGCAGAGACUUGGGAACCAGAGGAAAAUGUUUCGCCUGAAGUUAUUGCAGAGUUUACUGCCAGCCUGCAAAGUCAACAGAGCUGAUCUAGCAGCCCGUUAGGGACUUAGGAACAUUAUCGAGGUUUAGAAGUAUAGAAUGUAAAGUUGCAACUUGGAGCGGUAAUUAGGACGGAAGGAUGUGUGACACUUUGUCAAGAAAAGGGCCUGUCAGUCCUUCAAUCAAUAUUUAUCUUAUCGCAGUUCAAAUUCUGGCUCCUUUUAUGAUUCCUUCAGUAGACUUAGGUUUGUGAAGAAAAGCGCAAUUUAUCAUAAGACAUACACUUUGUAAUAUUGAUAGGGUCGUGAUGGCUGGAGCAGCCGUUCCGAGAGUGGACUGAAGGAUCUCUUGACAGAGUUCGGAGGUGUGGCUUGAGUGCCAAUUGUAAUCUCGACAGUAGGGAGGCAGAGAUAUAUCUUGUACACACGACGGACAUCGCGGACACCUCAGGCGUCUGGUUUGUCCUAGGCUAAUGUGAGAUGUCCAAACUCACACACUUUAUGGUUUUCUACGAUCUGCAGAUUGUUGGAUGGAGACAUGGACCGUCGCUGCCAAAUCCACGGUAUCGUACUGCCCCUCGAGGAAGUAAGUUGGUUAGUGCUCGUGGCAAAUAAAACUCAAGUAUUAUGUUAAACUG
Molecule: messenger RNA, 2235 nt
Organism: Marchantia polymorpha subsp. ruderalis
Lineage: Eukaryota; Viridiplantae; Streptophyta; Marchantiopsida; Marchantiales; Marchantiaceae
Source: the annotation of a GenBank genome assembly